GUCACCAUCCCCAUCUCAUCGUCUUCGAGCUUCCGAGUCUGCGAGUCUGAGAGCACCUGAGCUUCCAUUCUGAGUCUAUCUAGCGCAUACGAGGCAUCUACGAGUCUUAGCCUGGACUACUCCAUCUGGUGACGAGAGCGGUUCUCGACCCAACAACCGUCUGUCAUCGACGCACAUCGUGGCGAGCACAAGCAAACGCCGAGGAAAAACGGAUAUCCCGCGAGACUCCAGUGGGAGAUUCGUGAAGAAAUCAACGAUCGCAAGUACAUCGGAGGACGAGGUCGAUCAGGUCGUCAUCCCCGACUUUACAGAACUCGAAGACUCCGAGUUCUCCGCUCCAUCAUCUAUCCCAUCGCACAUCGUUAGCGCGGUCUCAUCUACGCCAGCAUCGCCCUUCGCAUCGGAAGCCGAAAAGCCAGAGCUGAACUCGAGCGAGCAAACCGGCCAGAGUCAUUUCUACGGGUACCCCAACGUCACGUCAGACAACCUCGGCGACGUCAGCAACGUGCUCGAAGAAGAACUACGCAGGCGCGAGCGAGCGGAAACAAACACAACCGACCGCACGGUGACCAGUGCUCGAGCGUCGCCGAUCACGAUGGCGGGAGUCAAUCCCAACAUCACCCGACCGCUCUUCGGAGGGGACGAGAACCCGAAACAGUUCUGGAACGACGUCGAGGAGUACCUAGAAGGGUGUGAGGAGGGAGCGAAGUGCAAGAGAGUGGCGAGGCUGUGGAGGGCGGACUCGGCGGCGGACGUGUGGUAUGAGGACCUGGAGGAGACGACGAAGACGAGCUGGUCAAGCCUGAGGGAGGCAUUUCACGAGAAGUGGAACAAGAAAGGCAAGCACACACUGUCGGAAACCACCCUCCUCGAGCUCUUGCAGCAAGACUCGCCGACUGAUCAGGAGAUGGUCGAGUUUACGAUCACGAGCGGCAAGCCGGUUCCGAGACUUCUCAGCUGGUGGAGGAAGACGAACAACUUGAUCCUCACGCACCGCAUUCCAGACUCGCUCGCGGAGAGGUUCCGCGCGAACCUCAAAGCGACCGUGCUGCGGGAAGCCCUACCGGUGGUUAGCGAUUGGAAGGAGUUCGACGCCGCCAUCCAAGCCGUCAACAUUGUCAAGCUCAAGGAGCGCGUCGCGCUCUUCGCGACACCGACGCGCGAGACCGGGCAGGAGAAGGAGAAGAAGGGUACGGCGACGCAAGGGGACCAGGGAGCGCGCGCGAGUGUCUCGGUGGAGGACCUCAUACGCGCCGCGCAAGCCCUCAACGUGGGAGGCACGCACCCGGUGAGCUACGUCCAAGCUCCCGCUUCGUACUAUGCACAGGCGGCGGCGCCGCGUUGGACCGGACCUCCACUCAACGCGGUGCGCGCAAGACCUCAAAUAGCCGCCGCACCCAAGCUACCGCCGGAACAGCGUAUCGUCGUCAUCAGACAGAACGCGCUCGCGCCCCAGCCGAACACGGAGGAAGGGCGAGCAGUGUAUGAGAAGCAGAAGGCCGAGUGGCACACCAAAUGGCCCAGCAGCGACAGACCCAACGAGUACCGGCCGUACCCGUUGACUCCGGGGACGCUCCCCGUCGCGUCGAGCGAAUGCUGGAAGUGUGGGCAGCGCCGCCACGUGUCAGACGGCGAGUGCAAAGGCCCGUACGUGCCAGACCUGGAGAACGCCUGGCGCGUCACCGCGGGGCUCGUGGAAGGCGACGUAAAGCGGAUGCCAAGAGCAGCGCCGGUGCAGAUGGUUGGAGAAGGGUACAGCGCGGACACGUAUGGGCAGGUGGUCGGACAGGUUUUCUAUAACGGACAAUGGGUCCCGUUCGUGCAAGGAGGGGGUAACGGGAUCGACCUUGGGCAAGAGCAGGGAAAAGACUAGGGGCCGCAUGUUCGUCGGAUCCGACGGCGGCCCCAAGGCUUGAUCCUAAUCCUACAGCGCAGGUCCCCGAGCGAAGUUCGCCAGCGUUCGGGGACAAGGAACGUGCGAGCCGAAACGACGAAGUCAU
This is a messenger RNA of Trametes versicolor FP-101664 SS1, 2000 nucleotides long. RefSeq lists its product as uncharacterized. Lineage: Eukaryota; Fungi; Basidiomycota; Agaricomycetes; Polyporales; Polyporaceae. The transcript has a single exon. The record is from RefSeq and is a predicted model, not a curated record. The coding region runs from base 596 to 1873 and encodes 425 amino acids.